AGGAAGCCAGCCGUGGUGCAUUCUGGGAUAGAAAAUGGCUACCGGGGUUGUUAGCUAAAGCUAACCUACGGCGCAUCAGUGUGUGGAUAAAUGUAGAUAUAUUUUGUUGUGUUGCCAAGGUGUUUGUGAUUAACUACUACCAUGUCAACAAAACCAGAGUGCAGAGUGUCCAGUUCCAGGACAGAUGACAAGAGCCGAGGAAGAGAAAAGAAAAAGCGGAAACGAAGCCGGAGUAGAUCAUCCUCCUCCUCGUCCUCCUCUUCCACGUCAUCGUCAUCCUCAGCAUCCUCGUCAUCUUCUUCCUCAUCGACCGGCUCGUCACAUUCGUCCAUUCGCAGCCGGAGUAGUUCCAGAAGUAGUGACUCCCGCAGUAAGUCCAGAAAACAGUCUAAGAAAAGGAAAAAGGACAAACACAAAAAACAGAAGGGCAAGAAAGAGAAGCGACACAAACGUAAAAAGGACAAGAAAUCAAAAGGCGGGGAAGACAAUUCUGGGCCUGUUCAGAUCUCUAAGUACUUGAAGGAGAGGAAGAAAGGCGGCAAGUACAGCAUGAUUUCAGGAAAGAAGAUCAAGAUGAAAGUAAAGAAGUCAAAGAAAGAUAAACAGCGGGACAAAAAUCGAGCCGAACUUCUGGAAUUCUUGAACUCUACCUUGUGAUUCCACUGUGGAUACAGCAGCCGACCUCAGGAAACGGACUGUCCAGGAGUAAAUAAACAUUAUUUACAAUGUGCAGCAUAAAGAGCUGAUACUGUAAUAGCAAGACUGAAUUCAAACCAACCUGUCUAAAUUAGAUGUUGUUUCUUAUGACCAUAUGCACUCGCUGGCCGUUACAAUAGGUACAACUGCACAAUCCAAUCAAAAUGAUGUCAUAGCAAAGAUAAAAACGCUCGGAUGUACCUAAUGAAGUGGUUAGUGAGUGUCCCUGCCACGUGUCACUACUGUGUCAGUAAGUACCUUUCUAUAAUAGUUUCUAAUGUGACAUUGAUGCAUUCCCUGUGUAGUAUAUAUCGGUGGAUUCAUUUGAAUAAUGACUGUUUGAACUGAUCCAAUGCAUUCAUGGAGCUGUCAGACAAAAAAUAAAUCAAAUGUUCCAUGUUUUA
Messenger RNA from Doryrhamphus excisus (bluestripe pipefish), 1100 nucleotides. RefSeq lists its product as uncharacterized. The record is from RefSeq and is a predicted model, not a curated record. Lineage: Eukaryota; Metazoa; Chordata; Actinopteri; Syngnathiformes; Syngnathidae.